CGGCGGCGGCGGCGGCGGCAGUGCGCGGCCGCCCGGCCAGGGCCGCGGCAUGGGGCGGGUGCAGCUCUUCGAGGUCCGCCUGAGCCACGGUCGCGUCGUCUACAGCCCGGGGGAGCCGCUGGCGGGGGCCGUGCGCGUGCGCCUGGCGGCGCCUCUGCCCUUCCGAGCCAUCCGGGUGACCUGCACGGGGUCCUGCAGGGUGUCCAACAAGGCCAAUGACGCAGCAUGGGUGGCGGAGGAGGGCUACUUCAACAGCGCUCUGUCUCUAGCUGACAAAGGGAGCCUGCCUGCUGGAGAGCACAGCUUCCCAUUCCAGUUCCUGCUUCCUGCCACAGCUCCCACGUCCUUUGAGGGCCCUUUUGGGAAGAUUGUGCACCAGGUCCGGGCCACCAUUGACACUCCACGUUUCUCCAAGGAUCACCAGUGCAGCCGCGUGUUCUACAUUUUGAGCCCCCUGAACCUGAAUAGCAUCCCAGACAUCGAGCAACCCAAUGUGGCCUCUACCACCAAGAAGUUCUCCUACAAGCUGGUUAAGACGGGCAGCGUGGUCCUUACUGCCAGCACUGACCUCCGAGGCUAUGUGGUGGGACAGGUGCUGCGUUUGCAGGCAGACAUCGAGAACCAGUCUGGCAAGGACACCAGCCCUGUGGUGGCCAGUCUGUUGCAGGUUCACAGGGUGGCUGUUUUCCAGAAAGUGUCCUAUAAGGCCAAGCGCUGGAUUUACGAUGUGCGGACCAUCGCAGAGGUGGAAGGUGCCAGUGUCAAGGCCUGGAGGCAGGCGCAGUGGCAAGAGCAGAUCCUGGUGCCCGCCCUGCCUCAGUCUGCCCUGCCGGGCUGCAGCCUCAUCCACGUGGACUACUACCUGCAGGUCUCCAUGAAGACUCCAGAAGCCAUCGUGACCCUCCCGGUCUUCAUCGGCAAUAUUGCUGUGAACCAAGCCCCACUGAGCCCCCGGCCAGGCCCAGGGCUGCCUCCUGGGGUCCCACCCCUGGUAGUGCCCUCAGCACCACCCCAGGAGGAGAUGGAGGCCGAGGCCUGCAGCCCCCACUUCUUGGCGAACCCUGUCUCCCUCUCCACCAAGAGCCACUCACAACAGCAGCAGCAGCAGCCCCCUGCCGCCUUAAGCUCUGUGCCUGGUGCCCCUGAACCCCGUCCUCAGGAUGGUAGCCCCGCCCCCCACCCUCUGCCCCCUCCCUUGUGCAUCUCCACAGGUGCCACCGUUCCCUACUUUGCAGAGGGUUCUGGAGGGCCGGUGCCCACCACCAGUACCUUGAUCCUCCCCCCGGAGUACAGCUCGUGGGGCUACCCCUAUGAGGCCCCGCCGUCCUAUGAGCAGAGCUGCGGCAGUGCGGACCCCGGCCUGACCCCCGGGAGCUGACCCGUGCCGCCUUCUCUGGGCAGCCGACCUCUGCCCUGGGACUGGGCUCCCAGGGCCUCGUGCCUUCGCUCCCGGCCUGGCCCAGCCCACUCAGGAUCCGCCGCUCUCCGGCCGCUCCCCGCGGCCUCCGCCUCCGGACCAGCAUCUGCCCCAACUAGUCUCCGCGGCUGCCCUGUACUCGGCCUCUCCCCGGGGGUUGGGGCCUGGAGAGACGCAGUGUAAAUAAAGCGCUUCAUUUGUA
This is a messenger RNA of Camelus dromedarius (Arabian camel), 1619 nucleotides long. RefSeq names its product arrestin domain containing 1 (gene ARRDC1). The transcript has 8 exons. Gene Ontology annotation, cellular component: cytoplasm. The coding region runs from base 50 to 1378 and encodes 442 amino acids. Gene Ontology annotation, biological process: protein transport. Gene Ontology annotation, molecular function: ubiquitin-like ligase-substrate adaptor activity; ubiquitin protein ligase binding. The record is from RefSeq and is a predicted model, not a curated record. Lineage: Eukaryota; Metazoa; Chordata; Mammalia; Artiodactyla; Camelidae.